AUGAAGAGGUUAAUCUGCAGUUUGCUGUCCAGUCGGUCUGUUUCAGGUACAGAAAUGUCUCUGCUGUCUGUCCUGCUGCCUCUGACAGCCAUUUUCUUCUUGACCUCUUCAACAUUUGGCUCAGAAUCCAGCGUGCCCUACCCAGUCACCUGUGCGACCCGUGGAGCCGACCUGAUGGAGGACCGCGCGGUGGUGUUGUGUCCUCCAGACUGCAGCCAGUGGAGGGUGUCGGUGUUCGGGACGGGAAUCUAUGCCUCCAUCUCCUCCGUCUGUGGAGCCGCUGUACACAGGGGGGUGCUGGGUCUGUCCGGAGGCCCCGUCAGGGUUCACAAACUGCAGGGACGACACAACUACAUGAGCUCCUACGCCCACGGGAUCCAGUCACAGGCCCUGUCCCAGUGGACCGCCUCCUUCAGCCUCACCAAGCCUGUUGCUGUUCCAUUAGAGUUGACCAGUGAGACCAGUACCACAGCUCUGCCUGCAGCUGCACUACCUGCAAAAAAACCAGUGAAGAAGCCGUCAGUGAAGAAAGCUGUGCCAGGAGGGAACAAAGAGUGUCAGAUGGACAUCGCCAUGGUGAUUGACAGCAGUAACAACAUCGGGCAGCGAAGGUUCAACCUGCAGAAGAACUUUGUGGCCAAACUGGCGGCCAUGUUGAGAGUCGGACCAACAGGACCACACAUAGGACUGAUACAGGCCAGUGAUUCUCCCAGGAUAGAGUUCCUGCUGACCAACUACACUCAGCCUAAAGAGCUGCUGUUUGCCAUCAAGGAGCUGGCCUACCUGGGAGGAGACACCAACACAGGUAAAGCCAUCAUGCACACAGCGGAGACCUUCUUCAUCCAGGAGAACGGGGGGAGGCGGGGGCACCCCCGGGUGAUGAUGGUGCUGAUUGACGGGUGGCCGUCUGACGACCUGGAGCAGGCGGCCAUGUUGGCCCGAGAGUCUGGCAUCAACGUCUUCCUGGUGUCUGUGGCCAAACCGGCGCCUGAGGAGCUCGCCGUGGUGCGAGACAAGGACUUCAUGAGGAAGGCGGUGUGUAAGGACAACGGCUUCUUCAGUUAUUUCAUCCCCAGCUGGUUCAGCACCACCAAACACGUCAGGCCUCUGACUCAGAGACUCUGCUCGCUGGACAGCCUGCUCUGCAGUAAAACCUGCUACAACUCAGUCAACAUUGGUUUCCUCAUCGACGGCUCGUCCAGCGUUGGUGAAGGAAACUUCCAGCUGGUCCUGGACUUCCUGGCGGGAGUUGCCAGGAGCUUCGACAUCUCAGACAUGGGAGCUCACAUUGGUGCGGUGCAGUUCACCUACGAACAGCGGCUGGAGUUCGGCCUGUCCGACCACUCCAGCAAAGAGGAGGCCAUCAACGCUCUGAGGAGGAUCCCCUACAUGAGCGGAGGAACGGCCACCGGAGGAGCCAUCAGCUACACCACCCAGAGACUGUUCAGGCGGACGGGACCGGGCCGGAACUUUCUCAUCGUGGUGACAGACGGUCAGUCGUAUGAUGACGUGACAGGCCCGGCGCUGGCUGCUCAGAAACAAGGCAUCACCAUCUUCUCCGUGGGCGUCGCCUGGGCCCCACUGGAAGACCUCAAAGCGAUGUCAUCAGAGCCAAAGGAAAACCACACCUUCUUCACCCGGGAGUUCACCGGCCUGGCCGACUUCAUCUCUCCGCUGGUCCGAGGCAUCUGUCGAGACUUCACAGAGAACAACUAAGAACACAUGCUUGUACUUCUGUACUCGUGAUGACAACUUUAACUCUAACCUCAACUACACCCUGAAACAAAGUCUGACAGAAUGUCCUCCGUCUUCAAAAUGUCCUCACAAAGACAGAAGUACAAGAACCCACACACUGUACAUAAAACUACACAUAUAUCCACUAAUACAUACGUAUGAAAACACAUGUACAUAACAGACACACAACAUAGAAAGAUACUGUUUCACCAAAACCUUUUUCUAUUUAAUGAUCGAGACGUUGGAAAAUCACCAGACAUCAACAGAAGAAACUACAAUCAUUCACUCGUCAGUCCUCAGUCCAGAGGAUCUGUGUCAGGUCAGGUCAGGUCACGGCCGUCAGACAGAACCCAACAAACCCUGAAGAGCAGCUCAGAAUAAAACCAAACUAAAUGAAUCUGAAUGAAUUAAUCAAGCGAACGUGGAUUUACUUUUUAAACAGAUAUGAAAUGAAACCAUCUUUAAAGCGCUGCAGGAUAUAUUUCCAUAUCAUCUAAUAACAAAAUAAACUAACUACUCAUAAUUAAUUCAACUUCAAUUAUGAGAAAAUUAGUGCAUAAUUACAAGAGCUGUAUUUGGUAACGAUGAACGUUCCUUCAGAACGAGACAUCGUGUAACUCUGGGAUCAGAGUUACAGGAGAACAACGUCAGAGUGAAGUGAUCUGUGUCCUGUCAUUACACAAUAAAAAUAGUGGAAUUAUACUUUAGGAUUUUUUGUAAUUAUGUGGUGAGUAUUUCAUAUUUACAAGAAAGAUCUUUGUAAUUACAAGAUGCAUUUCUCAUAAUGAUGAUCUGAACAUUUUGGAAUUGUGAAAGUUUUCUGGUUAUUGUGACGUGUGUCAGCUUCAUACUGUAAUUACAGUAAUUAGAUCUUUAGCUUCUGAAUUCGAAUUAGUCUCAUAAUUACAGGAUAUGUACAUAUGAUAAAGUCAGAGUGAGAACUCUUUUUCUUUAACAUCAGCACAAUAUGUGAGUGAAUAGUGAGCGAGUGAAUGAUUUGAUCAGACCGAGCAGCUUUCAUGAUGUUUUCUUACCACAGAUGGAGGUUUGGUCUCUUCACUGGACAUUUUGCUUUCUCCUGUCUCUGUCUUUAUCUGUCCUUCUCUGUCCUUCUCGUCUGACUCUGGAGGAGACACACAACAAGAUGCUUUUCUGAAAAUGUUUAACUGAUUCUUUAGUUAAACAGAUUUAUUUCAGGUUGUUUCCCGAAUCAAAAACCCUGAACACCAACUGGAGCAGGGACAUUUGUUCUUGACCAAAGGAACAUUCAUCUGUAAAACUCAAGGUUCACUUACUAGUUUUCUUCUGUGUGAUAACGUUUGUUUCUGAGAGAAACAUUUGAGGGAAAAAUCUUCUGAGUAAAACCUGAGUUUAGAAAAUGUUGUCACAGAAACCUUCGGUG
This is a messenger RNA of Toxotes jaculatrix (banded archerfish), 3136 nucleotides long. RefSeq names its product coagulation factor C homolog, cochlin (Limulus polyphemus) (gene coch). The transcript is spliced from 15 exons. The record is from RefSeq and is a predicted model, not a curated record. Bases 1 to 1716 code for a protein of 571 amino acids. Lineage: Eukaryota; Metazoa; Chordata; Actinopteri; Toxotidae.